CUUGCCUGCCCGACCCUCCCGUCCUCUCCAGCCAAGCAGGGUAGCCGCCGCCGUUGCCAGCCCCAGAAGCACAAGGUGGCCGCUGCCGCCGCUGCUGCCACCACGAUGUCGUCAGGCCAGCUGGCCCUGUAGCCCCGCCCACGUUCCCACUUUGUGGCCCCGCCCCUGAAUGAUCAUGGCUUGCCCCCCCCCAGUUUUGAUCCUGGCUACGCCCUUGGCUGGGAUAAGAGUACCAAGGGCGGAGGGAAGCAAUACAACUGUUUGGGGAAUGUGCACUUCAGUCAUCAGGGCAUUGCUUAAAUGAGUUAAGCUAACAAGUAUGAUUUGCCUUCUUAUUUUACUUUGUAAAUUGGGAGUGACUUUAAACUUGUUAUCAUUCGUAGCUUGUCUGGGUCCUUUUAUAAAGCUGGAACAUUUCUGGAAUGUUAUUUUUUCCUUGCCUUGGUCAGUGCAACAACGGUUUCUUGAGUACCUGCCAUUAACUGUGCUUGGCAUGCAAUUAACGCAGGAUAUUUUAUUUGAAUAUUUAGACUAGUUAUCAAGCAGUUGGACUUCAUGGUUGCAGUACUGAUGGUGUGCUAAAACUGGUCUAUGUUAACAAGUUCAUGAGAAUCUAGGCAAGAGACAGGACUGCUUGUCUUCUGUGGUGUCAUGUCUUGUAUCUGCAUCUGCAAAGUGUUUGUGUAUGAAUGUUGGUCACUUAAUGGCUGCAGCAUCAAGUGGUGACAUGUGUGAAUGUGCCACAAGCCUCUGCAUGUAUAUGAACAAGUUAAUCCAUUGAGAAAUGGCAUAUUAUGAGAUUCUAUAGAAUCAUUCAGCUAAUGGUCAAAGAAUUAAGCCUUUUUAAAAAGACAAAAUAAAUGGUUAGAACUGCACAGAUUCCCUUUUUAAGUAAGUGAUAGUUCAUAUUUUAAUAAUCUUUAAAAAUGCAGACUUCAUAUUUUCCAUAUAGGCAUUUUUGUGUGAUUUGUGACCCACCAAGCCAAAUGUAGCCCAUCAGUUAUAUAUGGCAAUUCCCCAGGGCAUUACAGAUGCCCUACUUUUGCUGACUGCAACUGCAGAAACUGAUUCAGACCCUGGCUAUCCACAAUGCAUUGUGAAAAAUCGUUUGUUUUUUUAAUUCGGUCUGUAUUUGCUCUAUUGGGAAUAUGGACAGUGACCAAAAGCUAGAGCCACAACUAAAAGAGAGCUUAACAUUUCUUAAAUACAAUGCUUUUUUGGGGGGGGGGGAAGCAGGGGUACUCAUUCCGCUAAACAUUUUGUGAAUCCAAGUUUGGCCUCAUUGAGGGGCAGUAUUUCAAUAUGAGUAGGAAAAUGAGAGUACCCCCUAAAUACAACAGAAAAGUGGUGAAAUAUUGUAGAUACCUAUUUAAAACAGUGAAAACAUGAUUCAAAAUAAACAAUGAUUAUAGUACAACAGAUGAAAUUAUUACAUUGGCUAUAGCUAUUAGCUGCUUAAGGUAGAUCACAGACAAAAAGUGAAAUAUAAGAAAGCAAGAACACUGAGAAUGUUUCACUACAUCAGCGGCGGCCAACUCCUAUGAGACGGCGAUCUACUCGCAGAAUAAAAAACUGGCAGUGAUCUAGCCCUUUUUUUCGGUGGGUGUGUGGGUGUUUCAGGUCAAAGUUGUUGAGCUUUUUUUUAGGAUAGAAAGUCCUGUAUUUGGGGGGGGGGGGUUUCAGGCAAAGCUGUUGAGCUUUUUUAAGGGAGAAAAGUCGCAUGCCUAAUUGUCACUAAUGAAACAAUCAGCCUCACUGCAAAACUCAUUCUGUUCUGAAGAUCGUGCAGUAAUGGAGCAUGGGGCAAGGGGGCGGGGCAGGAUUCUAUUUUAACACCGCUAAGAAAAGGGACCCAGUGAUCGACUGCGACUUACCAAAACCUGUUGCACUAGAUUAUAGAGGCAGAAAAGCAACAUAUUGAAACAAGAUAGGAAAAGUUACUUGAGGAGUGUAUAUAUUCCCUUUAUAUUGAGAGAGACUUGGGAUCUUUGGUGAGUAAUGAGUUUAAAAAGAUUGUAAAUUUGUAAAAUAUUAACCCAAGGUAUCAGAAUGUAUCAGAAUUUAGUGGCUUUUCCAUGAUGAUUGGAAUACAGUUAAUAAAAAAAUAGGCUACAUUUUUCUUAUAAGAAAACCACAUAACCACAAUAUAUGUGGUUAUGUGCCUAUUUGUAGCCUAUUUAAGGCCUCUCCUGGAAGCAAACAUGCUUGCCUGAUGAAAUGCAAAAAGCACAGACCCACUCUCCAUCUUCCAAAACCCCCCACUAAGCCACGAUAAUCGGAUAUGUGAUCGAAGAGCCGCAUGCAGUCAUUGAGGCCUCUUUUCCUGGCCCUCUGAAACACUUGAUUCCUGCCCCCCGCCCCGCAGCCCUUGUGCAGCCUUUCCAAAUCCAGCUAAGCAAAGUGCUGGGUUUGAGGGCUCUCACAGUGCCCUUUCCAAAAUCUAGUUAGCACUUUCCCAGCUUUAAGGAGGAGGUGAGAGGGUUCUAGGACCUGCCAGAGUCUCGGGCCUGCUUCCCAAAUCCCCGUGCCUCGCUUAGUAUAUAAAGCUGGAUCACCCUGCACUUAAGCCAUCAUGCCUUCAGGGAAGGUGCUGAUGGGACAGGGAGUAAAAUACAGUAACCAUGUCAGCUAAAGGUUGUAUGAAAGAUCAGGAGAGCAGAAAUGUGGGCUCCCCCAAAAGUUAUUUGUAAAAUAGGUCCAAAAAGCUGGGAAGCUGUUACUCUUCAUCUGCCCCUUCAAGCAUGAUAAGUUUAUAAUAACAUUCAGAUCAAGUCUUUUCCCUAUAGGAGGAAAGAGAACAACUCAUGCUGGCGCAUUUACAUCUUUUUCUAGACUUCUUUUUAGACGCCAUCCUCUGCAAAAUGUUAAAAUGCACAUGGGAAGGCAGUGUACUCUUUGUUUAAUGGCUGAUCAAUGCUGGAUGCCAACUUUGCUGCCACAUACACCCGGACAACACCAUUACUGGCCCCAACAACAUCCAACAUACCAUCUCAGGGCUAUUUAAUUGCUCAUUGUAUAACAUUGUGUAUGCCAUCAAAUGCCAACAGUGCCCUUCAGCUCUCUAUAUUGGACAAACAGGCCAAACCCUACGCCAAAGGAUAAAUGGACAUAAAUCUGACAUCAGGAACCACAAGACAGAGAAACCAGUAGGAGAACACUUCAAUCUCCCAGGACAUUCUAUACAAGAUCUCAAAGCAGCUGUUUUAUUACAGAAAAAUUUCAGAAACAGACAAGAAAGAGAAAUUGCUGAAUUGGGACUCAUUACCAAGCUUAAAACCACGGAGCCACCUGGGAUGAACAGAGACAUCGGAUUCUUAUCUCAUUAUGCAUGAUCUAGCUUUCUUUUGUGCCUCAGCCCUUGCUUCCCCCCCCCCCCGCAGGACCAAUUGCAGUCAUCAGCAGUCGUUAACAGCCAUCAGCAGGUUCACCACUCCUAUCAGCCCAUCACCCAUUCCCACCCACCCACCCUCUGAAAAUACAUAAGGGUCUGGUUGAUUCUGUUUCAGUGUAUCUGACGAAGUGUGCAUGCACACGAAAGCUCAUACCAAAAUAAAAACUUAGUUGGUCUUUAAGGUGCUACUGAAGGAAUUUUUUUAUUUUGCUUCGACUCAGACCUACAUGGCUACCUACCUGUAACUUUAGCAGGGUGUGUUGGGAAGAAGGGGGGUGGGAAGGAGUGGGAUCCAUCUGUUAGUACGCCCUGUUCAGCCCAAGUCUUAAACGUGUGCAUGCGCUAGGUCAGGGGUCGGCAACCUUUUCCAGCCGUGGGCCGGUCCACUGUCCCUCAGACCAUGUAGUGGGCCGGACUAUAUUUUGAAAAAGAAAAGAACGAAUUCCUGUGCCCCACAAAUAACCCAGAGAUGCAUUAUAAACAAAAGCACACAUUCUACUCAUGUAAAAACACGCUGAUUCCUGGACCGCCCGCGGGCUGGAUUUAGAAGGCGAUUGGGCCGCAUCCGGCCCAUAGGCCUUAGGGUGCUUACCCCUGGGCUAGGCGACUGGAGCACCUUCACUGACCUUCUGAUCACAGGAACAUAGACAUAGCAUUCCCAGAGAACAGGUCCUGCUGCAGUGGACUCACACCUGCUCAUUGUGAGCACCAAAACUCAGCAGAGUAAAACAUAAGCAAAGCUGUGGAGGUUUUGAAGCAUACCUAAUUUAUUUCUAACAGUCACUACAAAUCGCUACAGAAAUGCAUGAGAAGAGCAGUUCUCAUGCAGCCAUUUAUCCCCUCCUUUCUCUUAACAUGAAAGUAAAACAAACGAUCAGGUGAUUCUUGCAAUUGGAGGGGUAAAAAUGCCAACAUCAUCUUGGGCAGGCUGGCUGGGAGAGAUGCCAUUGACUCCAGGGCACUGGCGGAGGAACUCAGGGGGCGGGGGAGCACACUGCCCCCUGCACCAUCAGGGAGGGGAUACCAUCGUGGCUGCCCCCCCCAGACACACAUCAUGCACCCCCACCACCAGGCCGGAUGUCACACCCCUGCGAACGGUGCGCCACACCCCACAGGACACACAUCAGCCAUGCCCCUGCCCACUCUCCGCCCCUGGUGCCAGAGCAUGCAGCUUCCCCACUGCUCCAGGGUUGCACUGCUGUGGGGGACAAGCCCCACUGAAAUGACCAUGCUGUAAGAUCUGGACUCCCUCCAUGCAGACUGAAGGUGAAAAAACCAUAUUGUUUUAAAACUACAACAGUCUUCACUGUCUCAAUUCUCCAAGGAAACACAGACCCUGGGUGAGUGCCUGGACCCCCACAGAGUCUUGCAGAGAGUGGGGGUGGCACCCAACUUUUGUAACAAUAUUCUAUAUUGUCUUCAAGGAGCAAGGCAGUUUUUAGUAAUUUCCCCCUCCAUUUAAUUUUUAUUUUAUUUUUUUUGCAACCCUUGCAGAUCUGUCUGCCAUGGUUUUUAGUUGGCACAUGACUUGUUUCUUUUUGCAACAGAUAGUGGGAAUUCUUUGGCUUACCCCACAAACUUCUGAAACCUGCAAGAGUGCCCGAAGUCAUAGAGAAGUGUUGAACUCCUUUGUAAUGUACAAUUUGCAGUAUAUUAGUCUGAAAUGAAGAGACAAAAACAGUGAUAAUUAAAGAGGGGAAAUGAGCAUUCUCUGUUUAAAACAGAUAUCCUGUUCCCAAUGAAGGCAGCUGGGCAAAUGAUUUGUUCCAUCUUGCCUGUUGUUAGUAUUCUCUAUCUGCGAUGUCACGUCUAGGAAGUGAUAGAGAAGAGUCUCUGACAAUGUUACAUGAACUUUUUGUAACAGUUUUUUUUCAGCUGGCAUACAUAAAGAACCAGCAUUGGAGAGGUGAGAUAAGCUUUCUCGUCUUCCUCUUUGGAAUAAUGUAUGCAUGUAUGUAUUACAUAUGCAUGCUUUCUUAUUUUGUUUAAGCGUUUCCUAGAUUGCUAUUUGCUUUGUCAUCUCAGGAUGACAACUAUGGAAUCUGCUAUUAUCCAGCUUUUGCAACACUCCUGAAUACAAGACUUCUUCUUCUUUUUAAAGCAGGCUCCUGUCACCUUCAAGCUACUGUACUCAGAAAUAUAGAACUGUAAUCUGGGAGGAAAGCUGGUGUCCAACAUCCUCAUCUUCAUCUGCACGAACAUUGUAGGUGUGUGUACACACUACCCAGCUGAGGUGUCCCAGAGACAGGCAUUUCAAGAGACCAGGGAAUGCAUUCAAGCUCGUCUACAUUCUCAGAGAGAAAACCAGCAACAGGAGCGCCUCCUGCUCUCCGUACUUCCUCGCCAUGUUGCCAUGGAGAUGAAAGCUGACAUUAAUGCCAAAAAAGAAGAUAUGAUGUUUCAUAAAAUUUACAUCCAGAAGCAUGACAAUGUCAGCAUUCUCUUUGCCGACAUUGAGGGCUUUACCAGCCUGGCCUCCCAGUGUACUGCCCAGGAGCUGGUGAUGACGCUGAACGAACUUUUUGCCAGAUUUGAUAAACUUGCAGCUGAGAAUCACUGUUUACGUAUAAAAAUCCUAGGUGAUUGCUAUUACUGUGUGUCCGGGUUACCCGAGGCAAGAGCGGACCAUGCACACUGCUGCGUUGAAAUGGGAAUGGAUAUGAUAGAGGCUAUCUCAUUAGUGCGGGAGGUGACAGGUGUCAACGUGAACAUGCGAGUUGGGAUCCACAGCGGGAGAGUUCAUUGUGGAGUCUUGGGCCUCAGGAAAUGGCAAUUUGAUGUGUGGUCAAAUGAUGUCACAUUAGCUAAUCACAUGGAAGCAGGCGGCAAAGCGGGGCGAAUCCACAUAACAAAAGCUACACUGAACUACCUGAAUGGUGACUAUGAAGUGGAGCUUGGUUUUGGAGGAGAACGUAAUGCUUACCUCAAAGAGCAUAGUAUUGAGACCUUUCUCAUUGUACGAUGCAGCCAAAAAAGGAAAGAUGAGAAAGCGACAAUAGCCAAGAUGAAUCGUCAGCGCACUAAUUCCAUUGGCCACAACCCACCACACUGGGGAGUAGAUCGCUCCUUUUACAACCAUCUUGGCAGCAACCAAGUUUCCAAGGAGAUGAAAAGAAUGGGUUUUGAAGAUCCAAAAGACAAGAAUAUCCAGGAAAGCAUGAAUCCAGAAGAUGAAGUGGAUGAGUUUCUAGGCCGCGCCAUUGAUGCAAGGAGUAUUGACCGCUUACGUUCUGAACACGUUCGCAAGUUUCUCUUAACAUUCAGGGAACUUGACUUGGAGAAGAAGUACUCCAAACAGGUGGAUGAUCGAUUUGGUGCAUAUGUUGCUUGUGCCUCCAUAGUCUUCCUCUUCAUUUGCUUCGUUCAAAUCACAAUUGUGCCACACUCUGUGUUUAUGCUGGCAUUCUACCUGACCUGUUUUGUUAUCCUCACCACAGUAAUAUUUGUUUCAGUCAUCUACUCCUGCGUAAAGCUUUUUCCAGCUCCACUUCAGACUCUCUCAAGAAAGAUUGUUCAGUCCAGGACCAACAAUACCAUAGUUGGGGUCUUUACCAUUGUAUUGGUUUUCCUCUCAGCCUUUGCCAACAUGUUCACUUGCAGCACUGUGGAUCUCCGUGAUUGUGUGGCUGCAGAGUAUAACAUCACCCCGCAUGAGGUGAACAUGUGCCAUAUUAGCUACUCUGCCUCCAAUUACAGCCUGGGGACAGUACAAGGAUUAUGUGCUAGCUCCCAGCCAAGCUGCAACUUCCCAGAGUAUUUUACCUACAGUGUCUUACUGAGCCUCCUGGCCUGCUCUGUGUUCCUUCAGAUCAGUUGCAUUGGGAAACUCAUUUUGAUGUUGAUUAUUGAAUUUACAUAUGUCCUUAUUGUGGAAGUGCCAGGGCUUACCCUCUUCGAUAAUGCAGAUCUUCUGGUCACAGCUAAUGCCAUAGUGUUUUCCAAUGGGACAGAGAAUGGAACAUGUCCUCCAAGUGUGUCCAGGGUGGCCUUGAAGAUUGUGACUCCCGUAGUUAUCACUGUUUUUGUCUUGGCGGUGUAUCUUCAUGCGCAGCAAGUGGAAUCCACAGCAAGACUUGAUUUCCUCUGGAAGCUUCAGGCUACUGAAGAAAAGGAGGAAAUGGAGGAAUUGCAGGCCUACAACAGACGCCUUCUCCAUAACAUCUUGCCAAAGGAUGUGGCGGCCCACUUCCUUGCACAGGAACGGAGGAAUGAUGAGCUGUAUUACCAGUCGUGCGAGUGUGUGGCUGUCAUGUUUGCUUCCAUCAGCAACUUCUCAGAAUUCUAUGUAGAGUUAGAGGCCAACAAUGAAGGAGUGGAAUGCUUGAGGCUUCUCAAUGAAAUCAUUGCUGACUUUGAUGAGAUAAUAAGCGAGGACCAGUUCCGACAGCUGGAAAAGAUCAAAACUAUAGGCAGCACAUAUAUGGCUGCUUCAGGCCUCAAUGAUUCCACCUAUGACAAAGUGGGCAAGUCACACAUCAAGGCCCUGGCUGACUUCGCAAUGAGGUUAAUGGAUCAAAUGAAAUACAUCAAUGAGCAUUCGUUCAACAACUUCCAGAUGAAAAUAGGGCUCAAUAUUGGCCCAGUAGUAGCUGGGGUCAUAGGCGCACGUAAGCCCCAGUAUGAUAUUUGGGGGAAUACUGUGAAUGUAGCCAGCCGAAUGGACAGCACAGGAGUGCCCGACAGGAUUCAGGUGACCACAGACAUGUACCAAGUUUUAACAGUCAACAACUAUCAACUAGAAUGCCGAGGGGUUGUUAAGGUCAAAGGUAAAGGAGAAAUGACCACCUACUUCCUAAACGAAGGCCCCCCACUGGCAAGUUAACAGCAGUGGGCAAGAAUGACUCAAGAAUGGCUCAGUUUGAUUUAAAUACGAGUUGGCAAAAAAAACAUAUCGGCUGCUGCUUAGCAGCGAAUCUAAUACCAAGGCACAGUUGAGUAUUUCAUAUGCUGCCUUCCUAGCAGGAGUGUGUGCAAGAAGUGGGGGAGGGGGGGACACAGUUUGGGCUAUGUGGCACACCAUUCGGAAGUUACCUAGCACUGCUGUGGAUUUUUUCUAGGUUGAGUGUAAAUGAAUUGACCAAAGAUUUUUUGCUGAAUGGAAUUCGAAAUGAAGACAUGGAUUUGAGAUCUUCAAUGAGGCUGCUACACAGGACUUAAGAUAUUUAAGUAUUUAUUUGAAGCAACGCAAGGUUUUUUCCUUGGUUGAAGGAAAUUUUGAUUCAUUGCAACAAAAGGACAAAAAGGAACAGCAUUACUCUGGAAAGGCUGUGCAGUCCCAGAGUGUUUCUGGUCUAUGCUGUUAACUCCUUGAAGUGUGCCACUGUUCUCUUAUUAGCUGUUUGAGCGGACUUUUGAAAUUAAAAACGCCACCCACUAUUGCUCUACAAAAAGGGCCUUUUUUAAAGACAUCAGCAGUAAUGGUUUUUUAAUGGAAAAGAUGCCUUGUUAUGUACUCUUGCCAUCCCUACCCUUACACAGAUAGGAAGUUCCUUCUUUUUACCAGAACUGAUAUACUGAAAGUGAAAGGAGAGAAAUAGUUCUUAAGGUGAGGGGGAAAUGGUGCUUCAAGCAUAUUUAUUAAAUGAGGAGGCCUUCUCACUUCUGUUCAGCAUUUAUUGGUUUACACAUGAAAGACUUCACUCAUGGAGAAACACAGGGAGAUUUCUCCAAAAUGUGUAGGGUUGCUAAGGUUUUGAGCUGCAGUUUUUUGUAUUUUUUAAUAUGGAAGAUUAUGAGAUCUAAGAAAUACACCAAAAUUCUAUAUUUUGAACAUUCUGUGUAUUAAACAGUUGCCCCAAUGGAGCAACAGUGAUCCAUGUGUAGCUCUGUUGUAGUGAGGUUCACAAAACAGCUGUUUGAAGGGGACUCAUAGCCAGAACUGAGCACCCAGCAAAGCCUCUGUCAGCUGUUAGGCAGGACAAGAGCAGGGGCAUCUUGACACAAUCCUGAAUCCCUUAUCAGGCAAUCAGCACUUGACAAAGAAGCUGAUAGUCACUGUUAGGAACAAGGGAACGGGCACCCAGGCUGAGUUCAAGCACUCUCUUUCCCUUCUGUUUUCCUGUCUGAAAGUUGAUCAGGGCUAUGGGAUGUUUCUGCCCUGCAGCUCUGAUUGUCUCCAUGAGUCCAGCAAUGGGUGUGAAGUCUUCUGCUGAGCUCAUAGUUCUUUGGAUCGGACGCCAGGCACAUUGGGAGGUGUACAUAAGCUAUAGAAUUGUGUGAUAUUCUUUUCAUUAUCUCAGAGUUGCAGACUUGGCAGUUUUCAAAUAAAUAUUGUACAGUCCAGCAAACAAGCUGAAGUAAUAAUAAUAAUGCAGGGGCUCAAGUUUGAUUUUUUUAAAGAGGAAAUAAAGUGAGGAAAACCUACAGUUAGACAGAGAUGAAAUAGGAAGAACAAGAACAGCUGUGCUCAUUCCUAACAUCAGAGGGAGCUGAAUGCAAUAGGUAAAUUAUGUAUUCAAAAUUCUGAAAGUGACCAAGGGUAUUAUGCCUGAAGCCACUUCGAGUGUGCCUCUGGACAGUAGAAUAAGAGGAACAACAAUCAAAUCAAGAAUUUCUUUUCGAAAGAAUGCUUACAGUUUAUGUAACAACUGUCUGUACAAGUAAGUGCCGCUGAAUAUUACCCAGAAAUUUUACUCUUCUGGAUUGAUAUUGUGGGAGCUGAAUUCCAUUUCAUAUAUUAUGAAUUUCAGUUUGAAGACUUUGGCAAGUCCCCCCCCCCCAAUAAUAAAACAUAUGUAUUGAUUGAUUCUCUAAAGAUAUUGAUGUGGCCUAUCCUGCUGAACAAUACUUAUUUUUUUAAAAAGAGGGGGACUGCUACUAAAUGUAUAAGUGAGUUAAAUACAUUUUCAACUUUUAAAAUCAAGGUUCCCUUCAUAUUUUAUUAAAAAGUAUAAAAGGAUAAAAACCUAUAUUUUUAUAUUUCAGUAGGGGAAAACUUUUGAUACUGAAUUUGGCAAUUUCAAAAAUGACUCAAACCUUUUGACACAUACUUUUUCCACUCUUCUCAGGGCAGAAUUUCCAUUACCUAAUGAUUACCCAGCACUGGCAAUUGGAGAGGGGGCGGGGGUUAGUGUCACCUUUGACCAAAAAAUAAGGUAAAAUCCAUGGUCUCAGUGAUAUGUGUAAUAUUGCUAUUAAACUGUUUCAGACUAGAGUGUCAGUAGCAUCCCACUUUCCUUUCAUCCCCUCCCUUUCUACUAGGGCACACCCUUGGAUAGUAUAGUUGCCCGAUUCCUAGAAAACUGCCAAGUCUGUCCUUGUACUAUAUUUUUGAACCUUUUCAAGAAAUGCCAUUUGAUUUGCAAAGGUCUUUAUUUACACAGUACUGCAGCUUGUUCUUCAUCACCUUCCACCCUUCAUUCUUACUGUCAUUUACCACUUCCAAAUUUUAAUUAAUAGCACAAUAUAGGAUCAUUUUGUUUUAGGUUUGCCUCCUGCUUUGAAAUGUGCAUUCUUAACAUUUGAGCAGACCACCUUGCGCAGUUGUGUUGUCAAUUCAGUUUUCAGUUACCUGUAUCUCUGACUGUGAUUGAUGACUGUGUCAGGAUCAUUUCAAGGGGUAUGCAGUCUUUUUUCUGGCUCUUGCAAAAGGUGAUACAGUUAUGAUUUCCCAUGGAAAUUGCAAUCUGUUUAAGUAAUUUAACAAUUAUAUUAAAACACUGUUUCACUUGUGAAUGUUUCUAUUUUAUUCAUUAGUCUGGUUUAUUUUUUUAAAAGCUACAAAAUUAAGUAGGAAUGUAAUUUAAUGUUUUGUGGUGGGAGUGACAAUAGAAUUUUGUGCAUCACAAUAACGUACCAGAUAUGCUUCAUCAGUUCAGUAAGGCGGCUCCAGACUUGUGUAAUUUGUCCCCACAAAUAGUCCUGCUCACGUAUGAAUUUCUAGGUCAUAUUUUGUGCCUGCUGCAUCACAGAAAGAAGAGACUGGACUUUGUACAAUGGUCUCUCUCCACUUCUGUGACUGGAUGAAAAAUGGUAAAAUAUUCAGAUGAAUACAGCAAAGGUGGCUAUUAAUCUCAGCCCUUGGGUUCUAAAUUAAGGAGCUGAUUUGGAUAUUUCAUUUUUAUGUCAAAUUCAACAAAACUGUAUUUUUGGGAGAACUUUGGAGGCUGGAAGCAGUAGGCUGUGGUCUAGUCCUACUCAACUAAUUGAACUAGUAGCUUUGUGUGUGUGUGUGCACAAGAGCAUAGCCAUCUGCAUUUAAAUACAGGUCUGGGUAAUUCAGUACAGAUGAGCAACGUGGUGCAGAAUUGGAUUUACACAGACGUGCCAGAUUCAAUCUAUGUUACCUGUGCAUGUAAAGGAGCCUUCACCCACAUAUGGAUCUCCUUCCCUGGAAUGGUAAGUCUCUUCUGUUUGAAAUUAUGGUGCUUGGCUGUAUAUUGUUAGGACAAAAUAUUCUGAAAUCAACUGGUUAUAUUUCUUUACAUGUUUUCUUCUGUUUUAAAAUAAUAACACAGGUGCCCAAUAUCUCUGAAGGUAGUCUCUAGAUAUUGGGAGGGAAGGUUGCUGGCUCAACAAUAAGGGAGAAACUCAUCCUAAACUCAUAUUUAAGUCAUCAGUGGGGUCCCUGCCUGCUGCUUUUCCUUGUGCUAGACCCUGUUAAGGUGAGUGGGGAAAGCAGAUGGGCAAAUUGCCCUUAGUUGUUAAUUUUGCAAGCACAGUGGUGAUCUCCAGCACAGAUGAGGAACAUUUCAGAUGUUCCAAGCUAGCUAAGAGUAUGGUCCUGAGCACGAUUUGCACUUAGAAAUGAUGGGAGCCAUUACAUAAGACAACAUUAGGUGGAUUGCUAGAUAUAGAUCUUUUCAGUUAGGGUAAUUACUGUAAAUCAUUUGGUAUUGCAUAACUCUCAGCAUCUUUCCUAGUCCCCCCACCACCACCCCCCAAAAAUUAGGCCACAAUCCAGCACAGUCACUUAAUGGAACUUAUGAUAGAUAACACUGUGUUCUUUGAUGGUUUUUUUUGUUUACCCUUAAACCAAUUCUGGUAGCUUUUCACCCUUUGAUUGUGUGCCUGCAAUAUGCAUCUGUAAGCAUACUUUAAGUCAGUGCUUCUAGUCACAUGUGUGAAAUCCAAGAUGAAGGCUUACUUCUUUCUGGAGAAGUCAAAGCCUCAGCAAAGUUGCAUGCCCUGAACAUCUUCAUGCUCAGCCAUUGGCUAUGACUCUUUACAGACAUGAAAGUAUUUAGGGCAGGCUCCAAAAAAGAAGUUAUAUCGCCUAUAGUGCUAGCUGUAUACCCACCACCCCACUACCCUACAGUAUAUAUCAUUAAUGUCCCAUUCUUGAAGUGUUGGCUGUGAUAAACACCUUCAUAAAAAAUACCCAUUAAGACCCCCAUGUAUGUUGCAGUGACCUCGCUUCAGAAGUCUUGACCAUCUUAUAGCUGCUUCUGCAUUUAUUUAUACAGCACUUUUAUUCUACAAUGCACUUUACAUUUUCAUUGAAAUGAUCAGUAUUCCCAUUUUGCAGCUAGGAAACUGAUGCCCAAAGUCAUCAUAUGCAGCAUCCCAUGGCAAACAGAGUAAGUUUUUUCCUCAUUUGGCAGGAGUUCCUUUACUUAUAUUUUAAAUUAUCAUGAAGGUAAAGAAAACAUAACAUACAAGAACAGCAACAAGACUGGGGCAACUGGAAGACCCAGUUUAGGACUCUUUGUAUGCCUAUCAUGAUAAAUGAAUAAUUUUUGUGUAUCAUUAUUAAUGUUUGGGUCUACAACAAAUAUACUUGGACUACUUCACACAUUACUUGCAUGUGGUUUCAAAAUAAUGCCUGACCUCCAGAUCUAGGGCCUGAUCUGCCUCUACCUCCCCCCCCCCAUAAGCUUCACCCAUUUUGGCAGUAGUGGCAGAAAGAAAGAAAUAGACCUAGCACUACAGUGGGUAGAACUCUCCACUCUGAUGUGGAUGCAAAUCUCCCCAGCAAUCAUUUGAUAAGCAGGGAGAGGGUGAUUAACCCUUCCUCUGCUGAUCUAUGUAGAUGAGGGAGCUCCUAUGUGUGCACGCAAUGGUUUUGGGUGGCCAUUUCCCAGAGGUUAUCAAGGGUGAAAAUUGCAGCUGGGACAAAAACAGUCACUUCUGGGGUACAGCAUCUAAUUCAAGGGAAGGGUUGUUCCAAGUAGUGCGGGAGUAUACUGAUUGGGUAGUCUCUGCCCACUCAGCAUUGUCCUACAAAAUAAUGCUUUAGAAGUUAUUGUAGUGCGUUGAGCAGCUUAGGAUUUAUAAUUAAGACUAGACGAUUUUCUUGCCUACUGGAAAAAAAAAACCUACCACUUUUGUGUAGGUGACAUCUUACAAUUAAAGACUAGGAGGAUCAUAAAACAUUAGAGGAAACGUCUGCAGCUACCUUCAUUGCGAAGGCAUUUUGUUCUCACAGCUGCUGCUUAACAUACAGGAUGCAAUGCAAUCCAGCAACACUUAAGCAGAUUUACUUUUCUCAUUAGGGUGAGAUUAGUAGGGUUGUAUCCAGUGAUAAUCCUCAAAAUGAGGGAAUGGAAUAGGGUUUUUUCCCCCCAAUCUCCCUCCCUGCAGCUCACCCAAAAAUCUGCUCCAGAGGGUUAGAGGAGGGUGGAAAUUAGUAACCAUCACCCUUCCUCAUUGGUCUGCUGAUGGCAGGCUCUUUUGGUCCACUGUAGGCUUCUGUCAGGUUGCUCACCUCUUCUACAAUAGAUCUGUUGUCCACAAUCAGUAUGUUACUUUCCUUUGUUCCCAGGACAGUUUUUCUUAGACAAUUAAAUUGAAAUUAGUAGAAGUUAGGCUCUUUCCUAGAUGAGGCUAGUCAACUUCUUUUCAUCCUUCAAGCAUUAGAGAAAAGGAUGGAAGAUGACAUGGGAUUGCUAUUGGGGCUGGGGGAGAGAAGUCACUUUCCUCAUUUCUUUCAAAGCAAAUUACACAGAAAAAGUUGGGGAGGGGUAGAAACAAAGCAAUUCAGAAUUAGCACUGCACUAGAUGGUAGGCCUUUGGGGCCCAGGAACUAAUCCCCAUGAACAGAUGGUUCUGGGUUAGAUUUUAAUUAAGGAAAAGGCAGACACACACCAUUAAACUUAUGUGCAUCCAAUAAUCUCGCAUUUAGAAAUUCAUUCAUUUUGAACAGUUCGUUAAUAUGCAACACCAUCCUUUUAUUUCAGCCUUUUCUACUAUCUCACAAAGGCAAACCUGGUAUGAGACUGAAGGAAUCACUUGAUAUGCAGAACAAGCUCCUUGCCAUUUUCAUACUUCUGGAUGUGGAAUUUUCAUGCUGCCCCUCCAAACUUCUCAAUUUGCCCUUGAAGUACAUUCUCCUGCACAGGGUUUUCAUUUGUCCCACAACAGGGUCCCGAACCAUUUCCAGUUCUUCUUUGAAGAAGAAUUUCUCUGUCAUUAAUGCCCUAGACUAUGGGAACCGUCUGUCUUGCAGAAAAGUGUUUCAUUCCUGAGAGGAAUACUGCUUGGAUCAAGUUUGCCUUGAGACUUGCUGUAGGACAACCAUCACACAUUGUAAUCGGGGGCCUUCCCUUGUGGCUGUCUCAAUCGGAUCUGUAACGUUGAAAAAGCGCUCACA
Molecule: messenger RNA, 14921 nt
Organism: Zootoca vivipara (common lizard)
Lineage: Eukaryota; Metazoa; Chordata; Lepidosauria; Squamata; Lacertidae
Source: RefSeq, a predicted model, not a curated record